UUACACUUUUUUUUGCAAAGGUGCUGUAUUUUUCUCUUUUACUUGGUAGAAUACAAUGCAUGCUCAAACGCUGCUGCAUAAGGUGCUUUAGCCUUUGAAUUAUACCUGCAACGAUACCCUAAACCUGGUUUUUAAUUAUGUAAUUUACUGCUUACUUAAAGUCGUGCUUUUAGGAAGCUUCAGCCAAAACAAAAUGAUUCACAGCCUGUUUCUCAUCAACUCUGCUGGCGACAUAUUUCUGGAGAAGCACUGGAAGAGUGUGGUCAGCCGCUCGGUAUGCGACUAUUUCUUUGAAGCCCAAGAGAAGGCUGUCGAUGUGGAAAAUGUGCCCCCCGUCAUCCCCACACCUCACCACUACCUCAUCAGCAUCUACCAGGACAAAGUCUUCUUUGUGGCUGUCAUCCAGACCGAAGUGCCGCCACUCUUUGUUAUUGAGUUCCUGCAUCGGGUAGUAGCGAUGUUUCGGGAUUACUUUGGUGAGUGUUCCGAAGCUGCCAUUAAGGAGAAUGUAGUUACAGUAUAUGAGCUUCUGGAGGAGAUGCUAGAUAAUGGGUUUCCUUUGGCUACAGAAUCCAACAUACUGAAAGAACUUAUCAGGCCUCCAACAAUUCUGCGAUCUGUUGUCAAUUCCAUUACAGGAAGCAGUAAUGUUGGAGAGACAUUGCCUACUGGACAGCUCUCCAUUGUCCCCUGGAGAAGGGCUGAAGUGAAGUACACAAAUAAUGAAGCCUACUUUGAUGUUGUUGAAGAAAUUGAUGCUAUUCUAGACAAAUCAGGUUCAACAGUGUUUGCAGAAAUCCAGGGUGUUAUAGAUGCUUCUAUCAAGCUGUCUGGGAUGCCUGACCUGACAUUAUCAUUUAUGAACCCCAGGCUUUUGGAUGAUGUCAGUUUCCACCCCUGUGUCCGCUUCAAGCGCUGGGAGUCAGAGCGAGUUCUCUCCUUCAUUCCCCCGGAUGGAAAUUUCCGCCUGAUGGAUUACCAUGUCGGCUCCCAGAAUUUGGUUGCAAUCCCAGUAUAUGUGAACCACAAUAUUAAUUUUAAGGAAAGUGGAUCAUCAGGGCGUUUUGAUGUUACUGUCGGACUGAAGCAGACCAUGGGAAAGAGUGUGGAAGGAGUUAUAAUGACAGUCCACAUGCCAAAAGUGGUGCUUAAUAUGAAUCUAACUCCAACCCAAGGCACCUACACAUAUGACCCAGUCACAAAGAUUUUAACUUGGGAUAUUGGAAAGAUAAACCCUCAGAAAAUACCAAAUCUUAAGGGAGUAAUCUGUUUACAGUCUGGGGCUCCAAAACCAGAGGAGAAUCCCAAUCUGAAUAUUCAGUUCAGAAUCCAGCAGCUUGCAAUUUCAGGUAUAAAAGUGAAUCGUCUAGAUAUGUUUGGAGAGAAGUACAAACCAUUCAAAGGAGUUAAGUAUGUCACCAAAGCAGGAAAGUUCCAAGUUAGAACAUAAAGUAUAGUGCCAAAGUGUACAUGUUCCACUGAGAGGGCUGGAGAAAUGCUGGCACAUUAAGGGUCACUUAUGCUACCUGAAUCCAAAUAGCUAUAGCCAAAAUGCUAAAUAUAAUUUAGUUUUAUUCCCUUUAGCAUAUUGUGCACAUUUCCCUGGGGGUACAGUGUAUUGUCAAUAUUUAUCUGAUUAUCUAACCAUACAGUAUGUAAACUUUUUAAACCUCUGUACACUUAAGCACAAUCGUAUCCUUGGCAGCCAAGUAGUUUUGCAUGCAAUAACAAUGUAUAUUACAAUGUGUCCUGUGUUGCACCAUUAUAUUUCUAAACAUAUUGCUGUUUGUUUUCAUGCUGUAAGCAGUUACAUGGCAUUUGCCUAAAGAAAAUAACUAAUUUUGUGUUUCUGGAAAUAUACUGCCAUUUAUGAGCCUCUUUAAUAUGCCCAAAACAGUUGCCUUAUCCUGUUGAACCAUUCCCCAACAACAAUCAUGCUUGUCCUUUUUGAUUUGUAUUCUUUAUGUAAUAUUUCAAUUGGAGUAGACACAAUACUAACCAGCCUGUGAUGCGAGUGCUUCUCUUAUAACACUAUUUUAAAUGUACUUUAUUUACACAUUAUCAUUUUGCAAUCUUAGCACAAUAUAGUAGGUUGUUCAUAAUACAAGAAUAAAGGGAAACAACAAUU
Messenger RNA from Acipenser ruthenus (sterlet), 2128 nucleotides. Its product is annotated as AP-3 complex subunit mu-1. The record is from RefSeq and is a predicted model, not a curated record. The transcript has 9 exons. NCBI's taxonomy places the organism in Eukaryota, Metazoa, Chordata, Actinopteri, Acipenseriformes, Acipenseridae. Gene Ontology annotation, biological process: endocytosis; intracellular protein transport. Bases 194 to 1450 code for a protein of 418 amino acids. Gene Ontology annotation, cellular component: cytoplasmic vesicle; clathrin adaptor complex.